GACUUUUGUUGCCCUUUGGAAAGUGUACAUCCGUGCGGCUUCAAACAAAAGUUACCCGUCCUCGAAAAAACAGUUUUCUUCUUGGCACGGCACAAAACAGAAAAUAAAAAGAUUGUCUGAAAAAAUAUCACCCAAACAGGAAAAGCCAAAUCCUUAAAAAAAGCGAAAAACAUUUUAAUUUUCGAUCCGCUAAUCACAGAAGAAAUCGAGAAAGCUUAGGUUUAGGGUUUCAAUUGAGAAAUUAACGCAGAAAUGCAACGAAAUUGUUGCCAUGUUUCAUUUGCUUUCAUUUUGAAAUCCCUAAAUUUCCUUCAAGCUUUCAUAGGAGUAUCGGUAAUAAUUUACUCAAUAUGGAUGCUCGACCGAUGGAAUCAUCAUGUCCCCGUUUAUCCUCCCGCUCCUUCAGCUCCUUCUCCGGAUUCUUCUUCUUCUCUUUAUAUUUUUUUGAAUUCAGAUGAUCAUCAUCAGGUCACCACUCCCUUCAAUAUCAUGGUUUCCGGGUUCGAUGACGGGUUAGGGUUUAAUUUGAAUUCAAUCCAGCUGCCAGCGCCUUGGUUCAUAUACUCUUUUAUGGGAGUGGGCAUUUUGUUGUGUUGCAUUACUUUGAUUGGUUGCAUUGCAGCUGAAGCCAUAAAUGGCUGCUGCCUUUGUUUGUAUGCUGUACUCAAAACCAUAUUCAUUCUACUAGAAGCAGCUUUUGUGGCCUUUAUUGCAAUUGAUCAUCAAUGGGAAAAGGAUCUUCCAUCUGACCCAACUGGAGAACUUGACAGCAUCCAUUCUUUCAUUGAAGACAAUAUUGGUAUAUGUAAAUGGGUUGGCAUUACAGUGGUCAUUAUUCAGGCACUUUCUCUACUACUAGCGUUAGUUCUUAGAGCCAUGGUUUCCACUCAAAGAACCAAUUUUGAUGAAGAGGAUGGUUAUGAAAAUGCAAGGGGUAGAACUUGGGAGCCACUCCUGAAUUCACAAUCAAGCCAAACAUUUGGUUCAACUAAUUCUGACUCCUGGAGUUCAAGGAUAAGAGAAAAGUAUGGAUUGAACAGUGGAGAUAAAUCCUCUUUGGUGAAUAACACAUCAGGAAGCAUGAAAUCCAAGUAAUGAAUCUUAGAAAGUUCUCCAUCUCGCAGCGCAUGGAAAAGCUGAAAGCCUUGCAAGCAAUGUAUUGGUUCUGGAGUAUAAAUCUGCCUCUAAUUCUUUGUUCUUUUUGUUUUCUAUUUCUUGAGAAGUUGUGAUGUAUAUAGGCUUUCAAUUUGUUGUUUGCUUUCAGUUGACUGAGUAUAAAUCUGCCUCUAAUUCUUUGCUUUUCUGCUUUUGACUAACUUCUGUGUGCCCAUAUGUGUUUUCAAAAUGAGUUAUAAAGGAUUCUUUAUUUUUUGUUA
Mangifera indica (mango) is the source of this 1376-nucleotide messenger RNA. RefSeq names its product tetraspanin-18-like. The coding region runs from base 253 to 1095 and encodes 280 amino acids. Lineage: Eukaryota; Viridiplantae; Streptophyta; Magnoliopsida; Sapindales; Anacardiaceae. The record is from RefSeq and is a predicted model, not a curated record. The transcript is spliced from 6 exons.